AUUCCUUCUUCCUUCCAGAGAGAGAGAGAGAGAGAGAGAAGAGAGAGAGGAAAUGGGUGGAGAAGGUCAAGUUUUGAAGCGAAUUCCUCGCAUUAAAUUCCCGCAGAGACACCCAAAGCCCUCAUCUUCAGGUACAACUCCAGAAGCUCAACGAGCAACAAGUAAAUUCACUUAUAAGAUGCCAACUCCAAAGUCUGAUGUUCCAUUGCCACCCCAAAACACUGCUGUGGGAGGGAAAGCUUCUCUUCAGCCAAAACGUACCCCCGUCACCGAUAGAGAGAUUGAGGCUGUAUUGUUGGGUGGUUGCUUUGAUUAAGUCAGGCUGAGGAGCAGAAUGAUGUGGAAGAAAAAAAAAAUGUUGCUUCUUUUUUUUCCCUGUUUUCUUGGUUUCAGCCAAAGAAAAUGUACAAAAAAAGAAGCCAUUGUAAUAUAUAAUUUAAGUUGUACGAACGAUGCAAGGACCCUCUUAUCGUUUAGAUCCAUGGGGACCCUCAUGUGAAAUAAUCUGUUGUUUUGCUCGGCAUCGAGAGCACCAAUAGGAAUGGGUUUUUUUCUUCUUCUUUUUUAUUU
Molecule: messenger RNA, 570 nt
Organism: Morus notabilis
Lineage: Eukaryota; Viridiplantae; Streptophyta; Magnoliopsida; Rosales; Moraceae
Exons: 3
Coding region: 53-316 (87 amino acids)
Source: RefSeq, a predicted model, not a curated record